AUGUGCCAUGGAAUAUAUGAGGUUUCCAUUAAUAGGCUUGAUGUCAUUUUAUUCUUAUAUGCUAAAUUAUUUCUCUGUCCAAAGUUCUUGCAUACCAACUCUACCAGUCACACCUGGCCUUUCAGUGCAAUUGCAGAACUUAUAGAUAAUGCUUAUGAUCCAGAUGUGAGCGCUAAGCAGAUAUGGAUAGACAAAACGGUGAUAAACGACAAUAUAUGCUUGACAUUCACUGACAAUGGAAAUGGUAUGAACUCAGAGAAGCUGCACAAAAUGCUAAGCUUCGGUUUCAGUGAGAAAUCCGUGAUGAAUGGCCGUGUUCCAGUGGGGCUGUAUGGAAAUGGGUUUAAAUCGGGGUCCAUGCGCCUGGGAAAAGAUGCGAUAGUCUUCACCAAGAAUGGAGAAACCAUGAGUGUGGGCCUGUUAUCUCAGACUUUCCUUGAAGUCACAAAAGCAGAACAUGUCAUGGUUCCUAUAGUGACAUUCAACAACCACCGACAGAUAAGUGAUCUAACAGAAUCCAAAAACAACCUGAAGGCCAUCUUAACACAUUCUUUAUUUUCUACGGAGGAGAAAUUACUGGCAGAGCUAGAGGCUAUAAUGGGGAAAAAAGGAACAAGAAUUAUCAUUUGGAACCUGAGAAGAGAUAAAAAUGAAAAAACAGAAUUUGACUUUGACAAGGAUAAAUAUGACAUCAGAAUUCCAGAAGACUUGGAUGAAACAGGCAAAAGAGGAUAUAAGAAACAAGAGAGACUGGACCAGAUUGUUCCAGAAAGUGACUACUCACUGCGAGCUUAUUGCAGUAUUUUGUAUCUGAAGCCAACAAUGCAGAUCAUUCUGAGAGGACAAAAAGUGAAAACACAGCUGGUUUCCAAAAGCCUUGCCUUCAUUGAACGUGAUAUAUAUAGGCCGAAAUUUUUGAAUGCUAGAACAGUAAGAAUUACAUUUGGAUUUAACUGCAGAAACAAAGAUCAUUAUGGAAUAAUGAUGUACCAUAAAAACAGACUCAUCAAAGCUUAUGAAAGAGUUGGCUGUCAGUUAAAGGCAAACAACAUGGGUGUUGGUGUAGUUGGGAUUAUUGAAUGCAACUUCCUAAAACCAACUCAUAACAAACAAGAUUUUGACUACACAAAUGAAUACAGACUUACAAUAGCAGCAUUAGGAGAAAAGCUUAACGAUUACUGGAAUGAAAUGAAAACAAAGAAAACCGAGGAAUAUCAGUUAGCCUUGCCGGUUGAGGAGAUACAAAAACAGCCUGAUCAGACAUGGGUACAAUGUGAUUCAUGCCUGAAAUGGCGGAAGCUGCCAGAUGGCAUAGAGCACUUGCCAGAGAAGUGGUUCUGCUCACUGAACCCUGACCCACAAUUCCGGAAUUGUAAUGUACCAGAAGAACCAGAAGAUGAUGACUUAAUACAUCCUACCUAUGAGAAAACUUACAAGAAAAAAGACAGGGAAAAACUGAAGAAGCGACUAGAGUACAGCUACCAGAUCAAUAAUGAAAUGUUUUUAAAAACACCUGUUUCUUCAAGUAAAGACUUCAAAACUUUUUCACCUGUGAGUGGAAAGGAAGCUGUUCCAAGAUCACCUUUACCAGAAACAUCACAUGCUUCUGUCAAAAGACCUCUUCUGAUUUUAAGUAGAUCAGUAUCUUCACCUCAUUCUGAUUCUGAUAACAGUCUUAAACGGAAGACACCUAGCUGUGUGACACCUGUGUCUUUGAAGACACCUCGAUUAAAUGACAAGACGUUCAACAGCCAGGAAGAUGAUGAUGAAGAUGUCAUUAUUGUAGAGGAGAGCAGUACUCCAAAGCCUUCAGCAGAUUCUGAGGUUCCUGUAGUAAAAACUGAAUGUAUUAAUUUGGAUCAAGAGGAGAAGCAGAAAGAAAACUGUGAUGUUGGAGAACCUUGCAGUGCAGCCACUUCAGAAUCAAAAAGUGAACAGCUGACCUCAGCAACACAGACAGAGCUCCCAAGUGUAGUUGUUAAAAAGGAAGAGGUGGAAGAUGACACCGAUAUCCCAGACCCCAGGGCAGAGGUGGAAACUAAACAGCACAAUGUUAAUGAUGUUUCUGAGACAUCUGUAGAUCUUGGAACUGAACUGAAAAAUCAGCUGCAAUUAUUAAACAAAGAAAAAGAAAUGUACCAGAGCAAAUGUGAAGUAUUAACCAAACAGGUAGAAACACUGGAACAGAGGAUUGUAGAAAUGAAUAAUAAGUAUGUAAAAAAAGAAAUGUGCCAUCAGUCAACUGAGACAGUUUCUUUAUUUGAAGAAGAAAAUGUUCAUCAAAGAAGUUUGGCAGAAGUGACCACCCUCUAUGAACAGGCCUUAGAAGAAAUAGCAAAACUAAAGGAACAGUGCAGUACGCUGCAGAACUUAAAAACUGAAUGCAGCAAGUGUGCUGAUGGUGAAAGUAAGAGCGAGGUAGAUGAAAUUGCUGUGCAACUUGAUGAUGUUUUCAGGCAACUGGACAAGUGCAGCAUUGACAGAGACAGAUAUAAAAGUGAGAUUGAACUACUAGAAGUGGAAAAAAAUCAAAUUGCCUGUCAAUGUGAAGAACUUAAAGCAGAAAUUGCACAGUUAAAAGCUUCGAUUCCACAAGCAGUAGCAUGUGCAAAUGAUUCUACCACCAGUAAUGUAGAAGACUCUGUAAAUUUUUCUGAUGGAGAAAGCCUGAAACUGCGCUCUCUUCGAGUGAAUGUUGGACAACUACUGGCUACAAUCAUGCCUGAUCUAGACUUGCAGCAAGUAAAUUAUGAUAUUGAUGUAGUAGAUGAAAUUUUAGGACAAGUUGUAGAGCAAAUGCAUGAAAUCAGUAGCACUUAGUAUCUUAAGAUUUUUAGCAGACUGUUACUUGAUCUUCCAUUAUAACCUUUGUGUAGGUUCAAAAUUAUAUAUACUGCUUCUUCACUUUAUAUAUUUGACAUAGUUUGAUCGAUAAGUGUUUAUACUCUAUGCGUUUAGGUGUUCCCACAGAUGCAGCGGG
This is a messenger RNA of Opisthocomus hoazin, 2980 nucleotides long. NCBI's taxonomy places the organism in Eukaryota, Metazoa, Chordata, Aves, Opisthocomiformes, Opisthocomidae. The record is from RefSeq and is a predicted model, not a curated record.